AUGACAUCAAUACUUAAUAAAACACAAGUUUAUAAGAAACCACAUAAAAGAGGCAGAAAGUCACGUUUUUCUAGAAAAACUCAAUCAAUUAAAACAACUCAAGUAGAAAAAGAUAUAAAAGAAAUAUGUAUAAAAGAAGCUAAAAAAGAUACAAAUACAACAGUUGAUGUAUCUUGUACAUCUUUGAAUGUACUGAAGGAGCCAGAAUCUCGAAGACUUUUAGAAAUGCUUGACAGUCAUUUUCAAGACUUACAACGUGAUACUCAAGAUAGGUGUAAAAAAGAAUUACAAGAAUAUGCAAAAAAAAUGAUCAAAUUGACAUCAAACAGUUCAAUUGAAACUAUUCUUCAAUGUAUGCAACAAGAACUCGAAUACGCACGUUCUGACUCUGCUUUUGUUCUCAACCAGGAAACUACUCUUCAAAAAGCUCUACAACGAUUAUCUAUAUGCCUAGAAACAUAUACAAAAGAAGCAAAGCUAAUUCAAACACAAAUACAAUCUCUUCUUUUGCCAGAUGAAGCAUUUGAACUUAAUGAUUUAUGGGCAGAUGCAGACACGCUUAUAGAGGAGGCAGACGCACUUUCACAAGAAUAUUUACAUAAAAUGAAAGAUUCGAUGCAGAAAUGCAAUGAAAUCGAUCAAGAAAAUAAACGCAAAUUAAUGAAUCGACUACUCUAA
Molecule: messenger RNA, 678 nt
Organism: Pneumocystis murina B123
Lineage: Eukaryota; Fungi; Ascomycota; Pneumocystomycetes; Pneumocystales; Pneumocystaceae
Exons: 5
Coding region: 1-678 (225 amino acids)
Source: RefSeq, a predicted model, not a curated record